This is a messenger RNA of Caenorhabditis elegans, 1171 nucleotides long. It is a transcript of the gene acs-25, whose product is annotated as AMP-binding domain-containing protein. Lineage: Eukaryota; Metazoa; Nematoda; Chromadorea; Rhabditida; Rhabditidae. The record is from RefSeq and is marked reviewed. The transcript is spliced from 7 exons. The coding region runs from base 18 to 1103 and encodes 361 amino acids.
UACAGAAUACAUUCGUAAUGUCACUGCUGAAAAAGUGUAUUGGUUUAGAUCCUAAUAUACGGAAACCUUUGGAUAUUGGAUUGAUUUGGGAAGGAAAUUACUGGGAUGACAAAGAUGUUCAUGAUUGUUGUGAUGUAGACUGGGAAACAUGUGAGAUUUUGGUUCGAAAAAUAGCAAAAGCUCUUGUUCUCCCCACAUCUCCUAUUGACAACGGUGGCAUUGAAAACAAGAAAAUAUUGAUUUUUCUUCCAAAAGUUAUGCAACUUCCCUUGACAAUUUUAGCAGCAUAUCGAGUUGGUUUGAUUGGAAUUGUUAUGGACCCUCUUGUCUCAAAAAAUAAAGUUUUAGAAAAAAUAAUAAUGUGUGAAAAACCAAGAAUUGUGGUUACUGUAGACGCAGUUUGGCAGGCUCAAGAGCUCAUUGAAAUUAAAUCAAAAGUUGAGAAUAUUUGUGGAAUGGACGAAUCUCAGUUGUUAGUAAUCCGCCAUGUUGCGCCAAAUCAUGGAAUCCCGCCACCAAAGAAGCAUUAUCCGGCACGUAGACCAUCCUAUCGUACCACUUUAGAUUUAAGAAAUGGGAAAGAUUGGGAAUGGAGUACUAUAAUGGCUGAAAUUAAAAUGGAAAUGAAUCCGAAAAUUGAAGACUCGGAAUUCAAUUGGGAGAAUGAAGAUAUUGUUAUGAAGUUGGUUGAUGAAAAAGGAAAAGCUCAUCCAGUGAGCAAAGCGGAGCUACUCGAAUCGUUGGAAUCUCGAAAAUUGGGUCUCGAAACGAGAGUUCUCGACAAGUAUCACGAAAACCACGUGGCUUUCGAGAAUGUUUUGGUUUUGGAUGCUCCGCAAGACUUGGAGACAAUUGUCAAUUUACUUCUGCCAUGGUAUAUGGGAAAGACAUUAACAUUGUUCGAAGGACCUUUGAAUUACCCGGACUCGUCUCGUCUUGCACAAAUUAUUUCAAAGCACAAUGUUGAUAUUGUUCUCGGCUCGGACUACAACUACAGUAUCCCAAAUCCGGAAUAUCUCAAAUUAUUCCCUGUUCCUUCGCUGAAACUUGUUGAUCUUCCCAAUUUUGAAUCGAUUUCCAAUUAUCUUACAAUUUCUCGAUAACAAUUUAUUUGAAUCAAUUUCAUGGACAACAAAACAUUUGAAUAAUGAAUUUUCGCAAAAUUACAAAA